ACUUACACAGUGCUUGAACGUGCAUGUGGUUAGGUUAAUGGCAGCCAGCAGCUGGAGCUCCGUCCCGCGGAUGGUGUGUACGUUACCUCUGUGUGCUUCUAUGGGUGGAGACUGAGGUCCUCCCUCAACAUAUAAUCAGACAGAGAACACAAGUAAGCCUAACCCCCACCGCAGCUAACGUUACAUGUUAUUAGAGGCCGUGUAGCCCGAGAAUCAUUAUUAUUUAGUGCAGAAGGUCGCGCACAAAGCUCACAGUUACGAUACGUUGGAUCCGUCGGAUCACAAAAUAAGAGAGAUGAGUGAGGCGAGGCAGGUGCCUGAGGACAUGCCUGCAUACCUCAACGAUGAGCCAGUAUCUACAGAAGACGACAAAAACAAGGAUCACCCCGCGGCGCAGCCGGGCCUGUUCGGCAGGUUGGCGGGGGGCUUGUACGGCGCCACCAAGGGAGCUUUAGGAGCGACCGUGGGCGGCGUGACGUGGAUAGGAGGAAAGAGUCUGGACCUCACCAAGACCACAGUCUGCUCCGUGGCCGCGCUGCCCGGGAUCGGAGUGGGUCUGGUUAAAGGAGGCGUGUGUGCUGUAGCCGGGGGGGUGACUGCGGUGGGCUCUGCGGUGGUCAGCAAAGCUCCCAUAGGAGGAGGCAAAAAGAAGGACAAGUCUGACUGACGGAGAGUGAACGCACUGGGCUCGCACUGUGAGCAGGAAAAGAGCAGCACAGGUUGCACACGUUUACUGAACACCUUUUCGGUAAAGGGAGUCUUUUGUUGUUUUUCUUUGGUUUGUGUUUUAUAAUGUGAUUGCUGUUAAAUGUUCAUAUACUUAAGGAGUUAAGACCCACAAAGGGUGAACUAACAAACACUCUCCUGCUCUGUUGUUAAAGGAAAACACUCUAUUAUCACCCGUGCCUGAACUUGUCAAAUAAAAUGUCCAUGUUUCAGUUUUGAUAAGAAGUGACGACCCUGUUUUAACUGUUGUACUUUACACCCAAGUUAACUUUGGCACCAGAAAAGAGAGGCUCCUAAACAGUGUAAAAUCAAAGUAAUUUGACUUGCAAGACAAUCCUUGAUCAAUGGUGAUCUGACACACUGACAGGUGUUUCACUUUCAACUCUCAUGGAUCAGAAAUGUUCAGUUAAUGGCUUCUGUUCAGCUCAGAUGGACGAACCUGUGAUCAGAGCUGUGAUCUUCGAGCUCGGGUCCAGUUCAAUAUCUAAACCACCAGCUGACAGUUGGAUUCUUUUUUACUGGUGAACUUUGUGAUGUGAAAAAGGAAUGGACCGCUUCCUGAUUAGUUUGCAUAAUUUGUAACGCACAAAUGAUUUGAGGUAAAACUCAUUUGAAUUUUUAGACAAAGAUAACGAGUCAAUACAAAUGUCUUUGUAGGUUGGUUUGGAUGCAGUUUUCCAUAAUAAAUGGCAACUUGUAUUUAUUUGGAUUAUCUUUGUUUAAUAUAAACAUUAAGAAAUCUAGAGGAAAAAAAAUAGGAAAAGGAGAAGAGGGUAAAUACCUUUUCGCAGCCCCAUGGGACAGUUUCACUUCUCGUAGAUAUUGUGUCACCUGGUGGAAAGUGACUCGUACUUUUGAUAAAGCAUCUGAUUUAUUACAUUGUGUCACAUUAUGAAAAAGUAUUUUGAUUGCAGUCAACUUAAAUUCCAGUUUGACUAUACUAUUUUUACAUGACAUAUUUUGACUAACUGAAUAUUUUUAUAAUGACUAUGUUUGUUAAGCUUUCUCAAAUCAAACUGUUAACAUCUAUGUUUUGGACACAGAUGCAUCAUAAUGUCAUAAAUAUAUAUUACAGUGUAUCAAAGCAUUACUUCUCAACCUGAA
Pungitius pungitius (ninespine stickleback) is the source of this 1830-nucleotide messenger RNA. RefSeq names its product transmembrane protein 263 (gene tmem263). Lineage: Eukaryota; Metazoa; Chordata; Actinopteri; Perciformes; Gasterosteidae. The transcript is spliced from 3 exons. The record is from RefSeq and is a predicted model, not a curated record. The coding region runs from base 296 to 667 and encodes 123 amino acids.